AGACUUCUCUCCUCACCUCUGUCUUCUCACCUUAUUCUGUACUCGAUAAUGGAUGAGAAUGUGAAGUUUGAAGUGGAAUAUUCACGAAUAGAGACUCAUGAAGAAGGAUCUGCUACUUCUGAGCUUCGAUUUGAGGGUUGUAAUGGAGAAAACGGGUUCGUUACGGGUUCUAGUAUUGUAUUUAAUGGCGACUCUGCGAUAGGAAGCGAUUUUCCCGUGAGAUCGGAUUGCAGUAUUUUCCCAACUGCCGGAUCCAACGCUGCUGCUAGAUAUAAAUUGAUGUCACCGGCCAGACUUCCAAUUUCGCGGUCGCCGUGUUUGACGAUCCCUCCUGGCUUGAGCCCUACUACUUUACUUGAUUCCCCUGUUCUUCUAUCCAACAUGAAGGUAGAGCCUUCCCCAACUACCGGUACCUUUUCCAAGCCUCAAAUCAUGCGUUCUUCUGUUCGUCCUGCCACAAUCUCUUCUAAAACAGACACCACCAAUGAAAAUUCCAACAACGGAAGAACUUCUACUGACUUCGAGUUUAGACCCCAUGCUAGAACAAUCCCGGGUUCCAGCUUAUCCUCAUUGGGAACUUUGGCUCCCGCAGGCCCAAAGUAUCAGCAGUCUGAGCCAUUUGUACAGGCCCAACGUCAAUGUCAGUCUCAAUCAUAUGGGAAGCCACUUUCAGCUGAAAAUGAGAGUGUGACAGUCUCCUCACAUGAACUGAAACUAUCUGUAAAUGCACCAAACCCACCAAUUCCAUUGGUUAAUUCCAGGGACAAUUCAUCUGUGCAAGUUGCUGAUGAUUUGCCACGGCAUCAAGCAUCAGAUACUGGGCUCCAAGCAUUGCAGUCAGAUCAUAGAGGCACCAAUACUUCAACCAUGGCUGAGAGGUUCUCAGAGGAUGGAUACAACUGGAGAAAAUAUGGACAGAAACAUGUGAAAGGGAGUGAACAUCCACGAAGCUAUUACAAAUGUACACAUCCUAACUGCCAAGUGAAAAAGCAAUUGGAACGAUCUCAUGAUGGGCAGAUUACAGAGAUUAUAUAUAAGGGUAGCCAUGAUCAUCCUAAACCUCAACCUAGCCGUCGCUCAGCAGUUGGUAUGAUUUUGUCCAUCCAUGAAGAAAGACCUGAUAGGUUUUCUUCUUUAACUAGCACAGAAGACAAAUCAUCCAAUGCACAUGGCCAGACAUCUCAUCAGAUUGAGCCAAAUGGUACACAUGAGCUCUCUCCUGUAACAGCAAGUGAUGAUGAUGUAGAGGGCACAGCUGCACAAUCAAACAGGAUUGAUGAUGAGGUUGAUGAUGAUGAUGAUGAUGAUCCUGAGUCGAAGCGCAGGAAAAAGGAUAUUGGUUGUUUAGAUGUUACUCCAAUGGGUAAACCAACUCGAGAACCGCGUGUUGUUGUACAAACUCUAAGUGAGGUUGAUAUACUGGAUGAUGGAUACCGCUGGCGCAAGUAUGGGCAGAAAGUAGUGAAAGGAAACCCAAAUCCGAGGAGUUACUACAAGUGCACGAAUGCUGGAUGUCCAGUUAGGAAGCAUGUGGAGAGGGCAUCACAUGAUCCAAAAGCAGUAAUAACCACAUAUGAGGGGAAACAUAACCACGAUGUACCUGCUGCUAGAAGUAAUAGUCAUGACACAGCAGGAACUACUAUUCACAACAUGGCUCUAAAUAGCAUGUUGAGGACUAGGUCAGAAGAAAGUGACACCAUUAGCCUUGAUCUUGGAGUAGGCAUUAACUCAAGUCCUGAAAAUAGAUCAAUUGAGAAACAGCAGAUGCCUGAUAUUCAGCCUGUUCAAAGUCUAACCAACAUUGCCGGUCCCGGUUGUAGUAGUAUAAUUCAAGCAACAUCAGUUUCGGCCUAUUAUGGUGCUUUUAACAGUGGCAUGGAGCAAUAUGCAUCUAGAGAAGACCAGGGUGAAGGCUUCAGCUUUGAGACUACACCUUUAAGUCAUUCUUCUAACCCAUAUCAACAGAAUGUGGGUAGAUUACUAUUGGGUCCAUAAGAUUGUUUAAUGACUCCAAGGAAAUAAAAGCUGCAGGUGUUAUUUGCAGAAGGCAAAUAUCAAUGUUUAGCUUGAUGCAGGUAUCAUUAUUUCCCAUCCAAUUAACUGUUGUUGCUGUCAUCUUGUUUAGUAUUCCCCAAGCAAUUGCCUUUACCCUUCUUGAAGCUGCCUCUUGUUGUAUAUUUGAUUUAACCUUUGUAAGCUGAAGACUAAUGUACAAAUGUGAAACUAAUAUACUCAAAGUUUCCAGUCCGAC
Molecule: messenger RNA, 2251 nt
Organism: Telopea speciosissima
Lineage: Eukaryota; Viridiplantae; Streptophyta; Magnoliopsida; Proteales; Proteaceae
Product: probable WRKY transcription factor 20
Exons: 6
Coding region: 49-1995 (648 amino acids)
Biological process (GO): regulation of DNA-templated transcription
Molecular function (GO): DNA-binding transcription factor activity; sequence-specific DNA binding
Source: RefSeq, a predicted model, not a curated record